UGGACGUGAAGGACUGAACCACACAAGGGAAUUGAAGGGGCUGUUCACUGCAAUUGCAUAGGGAUGGCAGCAUCGGCCAGCCGCGAGAGAUGGAGCCUGGCCGGCGCGACGGCGCUGGUCACCGGCGGGAGCAAAGGGAUCGGGCACGCCAUCGUCGAGGAGCUGGCGGCGUUGGGCGCGCGGGUGCACACCUGCUCCCGCAACGCCGCGGAGCUGGAGGAGUGCCGCCGGCGGUGGGCGGAGGACAAGGGCCUGCAGGUCACCGUCUCCGCCUGCGACGUCGCCGUGCGCGCCGACAGGGAGGCGCUCAUGGACACCGUCAAGGACGUCUUCGCCGGCAAGCUCGACAUCCUCGUGAACAACGCGGCGCAGGUGAUCUUGAAGCCGGCGGUGGAGUGCACCGGCGAGGACUACGCACGGAUCAUGGCGACCAACUUGGAGUCGAGCUUCCACCUCAGCCAGCUCGCACACCCGCUUCUCCGCAACGCCACCGUCGCCGGCGGCGGAAGCGUCGUGCACAUCUCCUCCAUGGCAGGCUGCCUCGGUGUUCCAGGGGUCGUGCUUUACAGCAUUGCUAAAGGAGGAAUGAACCAGCUCACAAGGAGCCUGGCUGUUGAGUGGGCCCAGGACAAGAUUCGUGUGAACUGCGUCGCACCAGGGAUGGUCAAGACUGACAUGGUUAUUAAAAACCAGAUAGCAAACUCGGAGGCCAUGGAGCACAGAUGUCAGCGGAUUCCACUGCGUCGCGUCGGGGAGCCGGCGGAGGUGGCGUCGGUGGUGUCGUUCCUGUGUAUGCCGGCGGCCUCCUACGUCACCGGCCAGGUCAUCUACGUCGACGGUGGCCGAACCAUAGGCGCUUGACCUGCUCAUCAACCCCACUCGAUCGAUCGGCACCAUAAUAAGAGUGGGUUUAUAUUAAUUUGUACCAAACUUGAUGUCGUAAUGACUGUAAAUUAAUGAUAUCCUUAUAUUAUCAAAUAUAUAUUCCCUUGGUGUAGGGGAAUUUACGUA
Messenger RNA from Sorghum bicolor (sorghum), 1011 nucleotides. RefSeq names its product tropinone reductase homolog At2g29360. Bases 64 to 861 code for a protein of 265 amino acids. NCBI's taxonomy places the organism in Eukaryota, Viridiplantae, Streptophyta, Magnoliopsida, Poales, Poaceae. Gene Ontology annotation, molecular function: oxidoreductase activity. The transcript is spliced from 4 exons. The record is from RefSeq and is a predicted model, not a curated record.